Molecule: messenger RNA, 903 nt
Organism: Arachis ipaensis
Lineage: Eukaryota; Viridiplantae; Streptophyta; Magnoliopsida; Fabales; Fabaceae
Source: RefSeq, a predicted model, not a curated record
GAGUCUCAAACCUAACAACCCCUUCAGCCUAAUAACACCUAAACACGCUUUGAGACUCUCUCACCCCCAUCAAUGCCUCCGUCACUCACAACCCCUGCACUGACGGCUGAGGGUGGUGACGGCUGAAAGGAAGCUGCUGCUGGUGUCGGCCUCCAUGAGGAUGAUCGGGAGCAAGGGGGAGGUGGCUGUGAUUUUCGAGGCCAGGGGAGGGAUGGUGGCGAUGCGAGGCUUCGAUUCGUUGAUUUGCUUGCGGAUUUCGGCGGCGGUGUUGAGAGGGUUGGUGGUGGUGAUGAUGGCGCCAAGGGACAUGACGACGAGGCAGACGACGGGGAAGUAGAUGUUGUUUGGGGAGAGGAGGAGGACGACGGUGCCCUUGCGGAUGCCGAGGUCGUAGAGGGAGGGGGCGACGGCGUCGACGGCUCGCCAGAGUUAGUGGAAGGUGAUGUGGUUGCCGGUGGUGGCGUCAAAGAAGGCGAUCCUGGCAUGGUGGGCGUGUGAUGAGAUGAAGGUGGUGACAUCCAAGGAGUGGUUCUGUGGAAGUGGAAGUGGCUUACUUUUGCGCUGCAGAACCCACUUCUUGGAUCUAUAUCUCUUCCCCUGCUCCUUUCUUCUCGUCGCUGCUCAUCUUCUUCUCCUCAGCGCUGAUGCUCUUUUGGUGAGGAAGGCUUCGCCCCUGCUUUGCGCCUUCGUCCUUGCUUCAUUAAAUUUGUGGCAGACAUCUUUCCGCUUCUUCAGAUUUAUGCUGGUUCCUUCUUUGCCAUUCCCCUUGUCCGAUGGUUUUUUAUUAGGAAGGGAAUGCUGAUAUUGAAAAGAGAAAUCAAAUUAGGAAGCAGUGUUCAAAAGUACUCGAAUUACCUGACCCUUCACUGAGAUAGAAGGUAUGGUUAUUCAUUUUGCUCCCAU